GUCGUCUCGUGCUCCUCGCCGUGUCGAAUCAAGUUCGAGUCGACUCGAGCCGUCCAGCGUCGCGCUUCAUGUCGUCGCUGACACGAGUCUCCGAUUGAACAUGGAAACCCAGUCGACUCUACGUGAAGAUACCCGAGUCUAAAGUGAUUUGGUUCUCGCUGCAUUUCCAAACCCUUUUACCCCCCCAAGUUGUGACGACGAGAAAUUGACGGAGUGCGGGCUUUCGUAAUACUUUAGACGAGUUCUGUCGUUGUUGAUAAGGUAACAGAGGUGCCUUGGUUGAUUGUUUUGGGGUGUGAAGUGUGUUCGCCCGGCUCUGGGCGUGAGUGUCGUUUGCCGGUGUGCGUGCGUGGUGGCCUCGUCUGACAUGGAGUACCCUUGAACCUUCGCGAGUCCGUUCUCCAGCCCACCCAGGUACAACGUGAAGUUGUCGCGAGCUCGGCUUCGACCUCUUGUUACAACGAGAUUGUGCUUGUAGCGAGCUGCGCUCCACAUCAUGUCGGGAGUUUGCGCCGCCAACGAAGAGACGCCUGUUGCUCAGGACAUGCACAAUGGCGACCUCCAGCUGACCAACGACCUAUCCGCUGCCACCGAGGACGAGACCAUGGAGUCCCUAACGGACAACACGGCCGUUGGAGCCCCUCCGCCCUCUCACGAGGCCCUAGCGGGCGUCGUGAACCUCGCCUACGUCGCCAACCGGGAUCAGACGGAUGCCAAACCGGAGCAACGCCAUUUACAGAACUGCAACGACCAGAAGCCCCCUGUCCUGGACAGGAACCACGAUGACGCCCGCAAUCAGAACCACAGGUCGACGCCGGCCACGCGGAAGGCCCCCGCGCACAACGCCCAGAAGAGUCUGGAGGAGGAGAAGAACGCCGUGAACCAGGCGCACAACGGCAAGAUCCUCAACCAUCACCACAACCACAGCAACCAUCACCACCAGAUCCAGAUCCCCGACGACGCGGUGAUCAACUACGACACGGCGAGGCUUCGAAAGUCCUUGCAUCGCGGCGACAAGGCCGACAUGGUGGCCCUGGACGUCUUCGCGGACUCCACCAAAGCCCAGGAGGCGCUCAUGUGCGUGGCCAACGGCGGCGCCGGCAGCGGAGGAGCUCACCCUCAGGCCGUUCCCGUUUCUAGUCCCUUGACGAGCUGCAGCGCCGACAACGGAACCAAGAUGUUCGAGGAGUACUUCAUUCCCGUCAACACGCACAAAAAGUUCCUCCGAGGCGAAAAACUGUAUUUAACGAAAGAGAAGAGAAAAGUGUGCUCCGGUUGGAAGCGAAUGUUUUUCUGCUGCCUGCUCCUGGUGAUCCUAGGCAUCGCUCUUCUAGUGGGUGUACUGGCAGCAACUGGGUUCCUGCUGAGUGAAUCUAAGUCCUCUCCAAAGUCCGUGGUCCGCGUGGACCCCAGCUCUCCGAGCAUGUCCGCCUCGACGCUCAAGGGCGCACCCCAGCCAAAAGAAACAAAUGCCCCUCCUCGGAAACCUCCUCCGCCGUCACCUCCUGUCAUGGUCGUUCCUCCGGUAGCCCAGACCACACGACCCCCUCCCCGUCCCACCACUACAACACCCACUACCACCACCGCCACCCCUUCGACGACGACUCCGACCACACCUGCCACCACUACCACAUCUACAACGACAUCAACCGCCGUGCCUGUCACCACAGUGCCCUCCAUCACCGCAGCACCUUCCAGCACUACCACCUCCACCCCAGUCACGACAACGACAGAGUCCACUAUCGCUUCCUCCGCCGCUACAACUGUUCAAAUGGCAACAAGUGCGGCAACCACAACGGACAAGAUGCUUUCAAGGUCGGAGUUGGCCGAGAUGGACCCAGUGUCGACUACGACGACUGAAUCGACGUCGGUAUCGACUCUGCUGGGUGUGUCGUCUGCAACAACGACGGAGUCGUCUGAUGAUUUUUCUCUUACGACGAUACCAUCGUCCGAUACGUUGGCGGUGGCGUUUGAAACGACGACAAUGUCGUCUGAUACGGCGACGACCGCUCCCGAACCAACAACAUUGUCACCUAAUGUGGCGGCGGUCUUGCUUGAUGCCACAACGGUCCUGCCCGAUACGACAAUAACGUCGUCGCCUAAUGCAACAGAGACGUACACUACAACAACGGAACCAUCGGUUGCGACCACGGUAUCGGAAACAGGGUCGUCGGCUACAACGACAGAAUCGUCGGCUACCACCACCUUGUCGUCUGCGCUGCCAUCGGAGCAAACGACAGGUACACCAACCGUGAACGACGAUACGACGACCAAUAUGAUGGGAACAGAGACACCGACAACCAGCCCCGAGUGGCGGAUGCCUUCUGGUCUCUUGCCGGUUUCAGUGCCAAACGCCGUUCUAGGAGAGCUCACGCUUCCAGACGAAAUUUUCAAAGAUUCUCUCAACAACAUCUCAUCCUCCGAAGCGAAAUCCCUCACGAACGAGUUAAAGGACGGGAUUGAAGGUAUUCUCAGAAAAGGCGGCUAUCGAUUUGAAACGAUAGACAUCUUGAAAUACAGGCGAGGCAGCGUGGUGGUCUCCUUCGUGGUGGUCAGCGGAGACCGAUACCUGCCGGCCAACAAGGUGCAGGAGACCAUCCGAACGUACGUCGCCAGCAACGGAGGCACUCUGGGCAGCAAGACCGUCGACCUGAACUCGAUCGUCGCGCUGGACGCGACAAACGAGUGCAAGCUCGACAACGGAGAUUGCGUGAAGAGCUCGUGUGAGUGGGACUACCUUAGCGGCAGCAAGUCCUGUGUGUGCUUGCCCGGAACCACCAGGCUCAGCGCGACCGCUUGCACCCUACCAGCCACCGUGCCUCCCGGUGUACCUGCAACAGACGUUGACGAAAGCACGACCUCGCCAACGUUGCCAGAGACAACGAGAGCGGCUCCGACUACCACGAGUUUGACGACUGAGGCUGUUACGACCGCUGACAGGACUUCUACGACCUUACAAGACGCAACGCUCGCCCGAACGGAAACACUCAUGACUGAUGUCCCUACAACGGCGACGCCUUCGACGACCACGGUCACUGAAGCCACCACCGUCUUUGCAACCACAGAAGUCGCAAAUACGUUGCCGGCUUUGACCAAAGAGAACACUGAUGGCACAACCACAACUUCUCUUUCGGGCGUCACGACAAUAACUACCGAUGAAACACUUGUUGUCUUCAACCUUACGACGACCGGAGCCACGACAGAUGGAUUCGCAACAGAAACAUCGACGGCGGUAACAACGAUGGUGACGACACCAGGAACCGAGCCAAAUUCAACGUUUAUGACUGUUGAACCCGUUCCCACGACGUUCGCAUCAAACUUUACAACUGUAUCUGAUCAAGCGACGACGGUGGCUAUGUUCAUCCCAGAGAACAGUACCAGUGGAGCAGAAAAUCCAAGUGAAGGUACCAUGUCUAGUGUUUUGGGUUCAACGACCACUGAAGGCAGUGUCUUGAAUUUCACUUUGGGAUCAGAACUUCAAAACGACACCACAACGUCGGAGAUCGAUACGACAACAAUAUUUAUAAUGACAACUGGUAUGAACCUAAAUUCAACGGUUGACGUUGUUGAGAUGACCACCUCAAACUCUUCUGCGGCCAGCGCCAACGACACUUGGAUGACCACGCUGUCUCCUGUGCUUGGAGUGUCGUUCGAUGUGAGUACAACUACCGAGAGCAACGCCAACAGCAGCGAAAGCUUCGGAACCAUACCUUCGAUUAUGGUACACUCGCAGGAACCAGCAGCCACCGAGGAACCGACCACAGUGAUCAGUUCAUCGCUGGCGAAUACCACAGCAACCUCCACCGUCAACAGCACGGAAACUGUCACAACCGAAAUGUACUCCAUCUUCAGAGAUACCGGCGAAGACUUUGGAAACAGUACAGACCAGAGCAUUGACAUGAACUCUACCAUGUUGGUUCUCUUCAACUCUACUCUGAUGGACACGAACGAGACCAUCCUGAAUGUCACCGUCUCCUCCACAACCGACUCCCCACUGAACUCAACAGCCGGGCUCGAACUGACAACUCUGUUCAACAUGACCGAAAGCACGACGUUGCCGGCGGACCUUACGAACAGGACCGACACCCACCCCAUGUUCGGAAAUUCGACCAUCGACGAGAUGGAUCCCGAGGUGAACGUGAGCAACCGGACUUACUCCAUGGGGAGGAACCUGACCUUUAUGAACAACAAUACGCUCUCUGAUGACGGCGUGGAAGUGGUCAACGGCACUCUCGACGCCUGGAACAUGACAGCCAACGGGACCCUACUCAACACUGGAAACUUCUCCUUCUCUGGCGACGACGACAUGAUGGCUACGGAAGGCGUCAACAUGACCCACCACGGAGAGUCCACGAUGGACUUCCUCAACGAGACCAUAGCCAACACUACGGACGACGUGUUCAGGACCCUUUGCUCUUCCGAGGAAUUCUUCUGUUCCGCCGAGACGAGCCACACUUGUUUGAAGAAAGAGCUGCUGUGCGACCAGUUUGAAGACUGUCCUGGAGCGUCGGACGAGGAGAACUGCACGGAAUCGUGCGGAACCAACUUUGAGUGUUCUGAUGGUACCUGCGUCAUGGCAUCGGCGAAGUGUGACGGCAUUCGGGACUGCCCCAAUGGUGAAGACGAAGAAAGCUGCGUGAUUGUAGACACCCAGUGUACUGACCUCGAAGUCAUGUGCCCGGACAGCAGUGCCUGCAUCAAGCCCCUGAGUCUCUGUGACGGAAUCUACAAUUGCAGAGACCGCAGCGAUGAAAGUGGCUGUGUGGACAAGACACUCUGCGAGCAGUCCAACAAGUUCUAUUGCGGUGACAAGCUGUGCAUCUCGUCGGCACUGAGGUGCGACGGACAUCCGGAUUGCAAAGAUGGGGAGGACGAAGUCAACUGCACCUGCGAUGAAACCCAGUUCCAGUGCAUGAACGGAUACUGCGUGUCGAAGGCCUCCGGACCUGUACGCUGCAACGGCGUUCUGGAUUGUGCCGAUGGAAGCGACGAGCGCGGAUGCGUAAAAGUGGACACCAACGGCGUUGUCCACGUGCUCGACGGAAGCACAAACUCGUGGGUACUGAUGUGCGCCGACAACGCCACACUUCACGACGGUCAUCAAAUCUGCCAGGAGAUGGGGUACAGCCACGCAGUUUCGACCGACGUGAUGAGAGUCGAUGCGAACACGACGGCGUGGGCGUCUUGGAUAUCGUCGGGAACAGAAGGCGACACCUGGAGCGGGGGAGUCGUCUCCUUGGAGUCGUGCAACGACGGAGCCUUUUCCGUCAAGUGCCAUCACUUCGAGUGCGAAAACCAAACGGAGGUGCUGUUCCGGAUUGAACGCGAGGCCACGGCCCAGUCGUCGCACAGCGAGGUCUGGCCGUACCUUGCUCUCAUCUAUGGAGAAGGCUCGGACUUUGCGUGCCAUGCAGAGAUCGUCAGUCCUUUGUGGCUGCUCACGACUGCACACUGCCUCCAGCAGCUUCCCCAGAACGCCUCCCUGCUGUACGCGCAGGCCGGAUUUGCCAAAAUGUACAACACCACCGAGAGGCAUCCGGUGAAGAGUGUGGUGCUCCACCCACACUUCUCCCAGUUCCGCUCCAAGACCCUCCCGGACUACGACCUGGCGCUCGUCCGGCUGAAGGACCCGCUGGCCUUUGCAAGCCACACGGCAGCCGCCUGUCUGCCGGACGACGUAGUCCGUCCGGGCGUCACCUGCUUCGUCGGCAGCUUUGGCGAUGGCCGGCCGCGCGUUCCCUUCAUGAAGGCACAAUCCAUCAUUCACCUGCCCGUGGUGAUCAAUGAACUGGCGACCUGCAACAACGAUGAACACUAUAAAGAGGAUGUGAGCCAGCAGAUGAUCUGCGGCGACGGACGCAAGAUGAAGCGUCAGCUGUGUGAUAGCGACAUUGGAGCUCCUCUCAUGUGCCUGUCUCCCAACAACAUCUGGCGUCUGGCAGGCAUCCUAAGCUACCAGCGGCAUUGUGGCACCUACCGCAAGCAUCCGUCGGUGUUCUCCAACAUCUUCGAGAUGCGCGAUUUUAUUGACAACGUCACGGGACUCAAGUCGUACAACGUGACCCAUGACCCGCUGCUCUACACGCUGGUCGAAUUCCCGCAAGGCGACGACAGCAGCAAUGCGACGGCCGAGCUUCGGUCCUACGAACCCGACAAGGUGCUGGGUUCGGACCGCAAUGCAUCGUCAGCCGUCGCAGCAGCCCUGUACUCGCACGAGAACAUCUUCGGCGGCAACUUUACGGACGUCAACGAGACCGUCUCGGAGGUCUACAAGAUCUCGGAGUUCGUUUCCGGACCGAACGCUACAAAUGCUUCGGCCGUCUACAACGCAACAGAAAGCGACGUCGAAACGACGACGGCAGCGGCGGCGGCAGCGACCCUCGGCCUUGACGCAGCACUUAGAGAAAUCGACCUGUCAGAGUCGACGACGGUCAGCGUUCCAUCGACGACGGAAACUUCGACGGAGAGCAUCGGAUCGCCGAGGCUGAUGGAUUCGGACGCAAGCGUGGAUGUCGGCGUGACAGCCGUGGACGUUAAUACAACAGUCGUGGAUGUUAACAUGACGGUGGUGGACGUUAACAUGACGGUGGUGGACGUUAACGUCACCACUCAAACAAAUGGUGCCCAAGCUGGCAAUGCCACUUUAGGCCGGCUCGAGCACAUGAUAGCCGACAGCAUCGUGACCAAUCGCAGCGAAAUGGUGCUCGCGUCGCACGAACGAAAUGACGCGGAAGAAACAACGUCCGUUCCAUCUUCGACGGCAACAUCCAUUCCAACUUCGACGACAACGAACGGAGAAAGUUCGAGCACAACUAUGACACCUGCGACGACCGUAAAACUGCUCGCUGCUUUACCCAGCAACGUAACGAGCGAAAUGAGGGCAGUGAAUGAAAGCUCUACUUUGGCUCCCGCUACAACUGAAGCCACCGAAGCAACAACAACGCUCGAGAAGGCACGCUCGGACGACGAAUCGGAGGGAAAAAUCAACUCUACGGAAACGUUGGGGGCUACACCGUCUGCAACCACUCCCGUGCCAUUCCAAGAAACUACACCCUUCUCGUCCACCUUGCAGCCUGCAGCCACCACAGAAAUGACGGUGAAUGACACAGUGUUUCUAGAGCCUCGCCGAAGUUCUAAUGGCACAGAGUGCAUGGGCUUCGAAUGCAAAUACGAUAAACGUUGUAUAGAAAAAACGCUUGUUUGCGACGGCUCGUACGAUUGCGUCGAUGCCAGCGACGAGACCAGUUGCAUUCGUCUCGACGAGGAAACUCGAGCGAGAAUCCGCGGAGGGGAUUGGACCCCCAUCUGUGGUGAAGCUUGGAAUGAUACUUUCAGCGACUUUGUCUGCCAAGAGGCUGGCUAUGGCAGGGCAUCUGAGACAACCAUUAUUGCUUUGGACUCACCAUACGAGACGUCUUUGACAUAUGAUGGCACCCUCAUUGAUGAACAGAACCACAGGCUACUUCAUUUUCUGAAGCCCAAGAACGGAACGUGUGUUACCAAAGUCGUGGUCAAGUGCAUGGAAUUCCAAUGCGGUUCCUGGGACUCCGCGGACAGAAAUGCGUCCACGUCCAACACGGCAAACGGCACGGUCAUCCACGCCGGAGAGAAACGGUGGCCGGCGAUAGGCCUCUUGACGUCGAACGACGGGCAGUGCAUCGCCAGCGUCCUCUCGCCUCAUUGGCUCCUGACUUCGUGGUCAUGCAUGUCCAGAAGCACUCGUGGAAGCGAGGCAAGCUCCUGGGUCCUCACGCUACAGCGACCGGCUGGAAAGGACCCUUACGCGUCGUUCAACUACUCCAUCGGCGCCGUUUUACCCAGCCCCGUGUCCAACGCCACAGACCUGGCCCUUGUAAGAGUUCAAAGCACGCUGGAACUAGGGGAUGGCAUCGAGGCGAUUUGUCUCUCCGAAAAAAAACCCGAGCAAGGACAUCUGUGCGUCACGGCAGGCUGGCCCCGCAACCAGUCAGAUCACACAAACCACCUGAGCUUUAUGCCUGUAUCCGUCGUCCCGUGGUCAGUGUGUGAGGACAGCAACGCCACGGGACUGCGUACCGGGGACGGCAGCGCUUGUGCAAGUUUCUCGGAGAAGGAAAAUGCGCUGUGCCAGAAGGGAAGCGGAGCUCCGCUGAUGUGUUUCGGCGAACACGGGCUUUGGAAGCUACACGGUGUCUCUGCGUCAUCGUCCGUUCGGCAAGCCUGUUCAGUCGACGACGCUUCGCUGUCCGUCGCCUACACGCUCGUCGACUCUGUGCUACAGUGGGCCAAGGACACGCUCGCACGCUAACCCUCGACAACGCUUUCCCUCUGUCCGCCGCACCUUUACCCACGACCAAGAGCAAAAGAAACAAACUGUGAUAGUUACCGUUUUUUUUACGUGCGAAUAUGUGUACUGCGUGCUAGUGUUGCAAGACGGAGCAGCCACAGAAGUCAAGUGGGUGAGGGUGGCGGUGUGUGAAAGUGAUCGAGGGUGCCACAUACACAGAAACACUCGCGAAAGUGCCUGCUGCAAGUGUGCCGCCAGUUUUGAGUGCACGUUCUGACUGGUGUUCCCACGGAGGACUCUUCAGACAAUCUCUCGUGCGGUGUCAUCUACUCGCGGGUGCAGAGGUUUACUUUUCAGGCGUGGUUUCUCGGCGGAACUUGGUUCGAUAGUCCUUUUACAUGGCAAAGUCGCCAAGCGAGUGCUAUGUGCCGACGAGAACGGACGACGUCCGCAUGGAAUCCAGUGUCUGAACUCUCGACUGCAUAGAAACGGGAACUUUGGUCGCCAAGUGUUUUUUUUUUCUUUCUUCUAUUUACCUGGUCCUGCACAUGCCGAAGCCUUAUCUGAAUUUUAAUUUGAGAUGCAUGUUUUUGUGUCCGACCAGUGAAGUCCCAAUUGUUUUUCUGGUGGCCUCCUCCCUCCCACCUGUCCCCGGAAUCCUUUGGAGUGCGUGCAGUUUUAGACCACUCCCGUUAUCUGGAGGUUUGGAGUGUCGGGAAGGGGAGAGAAACUGUUCCGUGGAUGUUUUGUUUCGUGUCGGGGGACGUUAUCGUCCGUCGUUGUGUGGCAAUGCUGGUUCGAGCCACGUGCAGCGCAUGUCGGCUUGUGUGUGUCUGUCUGUAAUCUUGCAAGAAUGCUUUUGUCACCUGCUGAAAAAAAACGGACACUGUGCGCCAACCUGCGGUCUCGAUAAUCCCGGGACAAAAAACUGACGCCGUGUUAUCUGGCCUCGGCAGAGAUUUAAUCCAGACUUCUCGUUCAGUUUGGGCUCCUGAGUGACCUGGUGAUAGUCAAGAUGCUGAAACUUUUUUUUUUGCAAAAGAAAAAUGUGGGCGUCAUUUCGUCCUAGGUUCAUUCAGCUGCGAAGAUGCCGACGAGUUCACUCUUAGUAAAAGCUCGUGGCCGUCUUUUUCGUUUACAAUUUUGUGCGAGUGUUCUUUUUUAAUCUAGGCAAGUUUCAUUUUUAGGAUAUUUAUAUAAGCUAUUUUAUUUGUAACAAGCAAGUCCCUCUAUCCUUUCUGUGAUUUCGUCUGGGGAUGACCAAUCGUUAAACACAAACGAGAAAAGCUUUUUUUUUUUUUUCCCCUCUGACGAACCGUGACCUAGGAAGCUGUAAAUGCUGUUCUGACCAAAUCCACUAAUAAACAAAGUGUGGAAAUCCAGUAAA
This is a messenger RNA of Ixodes scapularis (black-legged tick), 9653 nucleotides long. RefSeq lists its product as uncharacterized. The record is from RefSeq and is a predicted model, not a curated record. The transcript has 29 exons. Bases 497 to 8287 code for a protein of 2596 amino acids. Gene Ontology annotation, biological process: proteolysis. Gene Ontology annotation, molecular function: serine-type endopeptidase activity; protein binding. Lineage: Eukaryota; Metazoa; Arthropoda; Arachnida; Ixodida; Ixodidae. Gene Ontology annotation, cellular component: plasma membrane.